CCAGGGAGGCAGCCAGCGGUCGUGUUCUCACGGAGGUUUAGGUGGUUCUUGAUUUGGUAAAUGCCUGCAAAAUGCUUUCUUUAGAAUAACAAAUGUUUCUGUUUUCUCAUCGGGCCACCUUUGUUUCUGUCCCGAACACCAAUAGAGGAAUUCCGCGUGGGAGGGUGGAAUUACAGUUUGUAACUGAGUAAAAGUGGCACGAAGAUUAAUGAGAGGACAAUUUAAUAUAAUCCUUGGCUGGUUCGGGUUGAAAGGACCUUAAAUCCUGUCUCAUUCUACCCCUGCCAUGGACAGCGACACCUUCCAUAGACCAGCUGGAAGACCAGAUAAUUUCUCAAGUCCAGGCUGGUUUUUUGGAAACAUAUUUUUUCCCCUCUUGCUGCACCAUGGGUUGAGGUUGUUGUUUUGCAUAACAAUUAUGGAAGAACUUAGGCAGGAUGCACAGAAUGACUGCUGAGGGUUUCCUUAGGUGAUGCUUCAGGUAAUGCCUGGGUGGCAGCUUUCUGUUGACAAUUCCACUUGGGUGGUUGUUUUCCUUCUCCCGUUUUCUGUUUGGAACAAGGAGCUCUGUCCAGUUGCUUCAUUCCUCCUUAGGAGUUUUUACUGGUUUCAGAAGUCUGAGUUCACUUCCAUCUUCUCAGCCUGGGGGUUAAAUUCCCCCCCUCCACUGGAAAGGUCAGAGCCUGUAUUCCCAAGGUUUGUUUUUAGAGGCAGCCCUUGGCUGAGGUGGCAUUGGACACUUGCUUGGAUCGCUGCCAUUUCCAAAUUUAAGCCGGGGCUGUCCUGCUCCGGGACCGAGGGAGCUCCAGCUCAGAGUCACUGCAAGUGAGCCCCUUUCUCAGGAAGACAGUUCAGAAAGGAAAGCUCAUGGAUUUCACAAGCACUGUCAUCAUCCCGCUGCUUUUUGGCAGCUUGGGGAUCUUCGCGCUGUUCCGGCUGCUGCAGUGGAUGCGGAUGCGAGCGUACCUGCAGGAAGCAGUGGUGGUGAUCACAGGGGCCACCUCUGGCCUGGGAAAAGAAUGUGCCAAAGCUUUCCACGCAGCUGGCUCCAAGGUGGUGCUCUGUGGCAGAGACAGCAAGAAGCUCAAAGAGCUGGUGCAGGAGCUUUGUGCCGUGAAGAAUCACCGCAAAAACACACACGAACCUCACACUGUGGUGUUUGACCUCUCAGACACCAAAACUGUGGUAAAUGGUGCUGAGGAGAUCCUGAGGGCCUUGGGUCAUGUGGACAUCCUGAUCAACAAUGCUGGCAUCAGCUUCCGAGGCACAAUUGUGGACACAGGACUGGAUGUGGAUAAGAAAGUGAUGGAAACAAAUUACUUUGGACCUAUAGCCCUCACCAAAGCACUUCUCCCCUCCAUGAUCAAGAGGAGACAAGGCCACAUUGUGGCCAUCAGCAGCGUGCAAGGCAAAAUAAGCAUUCCUUUCAGAUCUGCAUAUGCUGCCUCUAAGCAUGCUACCCAGGCCUUCUUUGACUGUCUGCGAGCAGAGGUGGAGCAGUAUGACAUUGAAGUGACAGUUGUGAGCCCUGGGUACAUCCAGACAAACCUGUCCCUCAACGCUGUCACAGCGGACGGAUCUCGCUAUGGAGUGAUGGACAAGACCACGGCCGAGGGACAGACGGCGGCCGAGGUGGCUCAGGUGGUUCUCAAUGCAGUGGGACAGAAGAAGAAGGAAGUGCUUGUGGCUGGCCUGACCCCCUGUCUGGCUGUCUACCUGAGGAACCUCUGCCCCAGGCUCUUCUUCAACUUAAUGGCAUCUAGAGCAAAAAAGGAGAGAAAAGUAAAGGGUUCUUAGAGCUCAGCUCCCCUGAGCAGGGAGAGGCUGAGCCCCUGCAGUCGGCUGGGACAUCACUGGAGGUGCUCCUGCAGGAAAAUCCUUUCUCAAAAUGCGGUUUACCGUUGCAUGGAGACUGGGAAGUGUUUUCCCCCACACUGCUGGAAGACAGCACCUAAACCUCAGCUGGAGAAGGAAGGGUGCUUGGACAAUGGGGGAGAGCUGCAGGGGAGGGGUCAGGGGAACACUGCAGCUGGGGAAGCCCCUGGCUGGGAGACUCCUCACCUCACUGCAGGCAUGCUCAGCUUUACUGGCCUGCUACAAAUAAAACCACCUGUUCUGCCUUCACACCACCAGACCUUGGCUGUCCCCACCCCUGUGAAAUACAGUCCUCAGCCGGGAGCUCUCGUGAUCAGUGUCUCAUUCCCACUCCUUCCAAUCUGAUCCAGGACAUGCUGCCUGCAGUGGGAACUUCAGAGCCUCUUCUUGUUAACGUGCCAAGUCAUCUGAUAAAUUAAGCUCCAUCCAGUGCCACUUUUAAAGAAGUACCUGAUGUAUUUGGCCAUCAUUUUACCUGUCUGAAUCAUGCCCUACCAAUGUACUGGGAGAGUUAAUUCUGCAGUGACAGCGCCCCGUGAAUCCCAGCCCAAGGAAUGCAGGGAAGCACUGGACAGGUAGAACAGCAAAGCAGCUGCUGCCAGGACACAUUGCACAGGUGGCAGGAGCACACCUGGGCCACCUGCAGCACAGAGCAGGAGUGAUCCUCUGGAGACCAGGCACUCUCUGGCACUGGAGGAGAAUCCAUCUGUGUAGGGUGCAGAGCGUAGCACACAGAGCCUUUGUUCUCAUCUGCUUUAAAGCAAUCACAGAUGCUAAUUAGGAUCACAUCCAGUGGGGAAUGAUAGCUGCCUGUUCAGGUAUCACUUCAGGGAGCCCAACAGCCUGAAGGGGUGCCGUGUUUCAUUCCUCACCUCUUCUCCUCAUGUGAGGGAUACCAGCAGCACUAGGAAAAAGGAAUUGCUGCACAGAGAUAGGACGGAAAUAAUCUUAAAAUUGAAAUAAACUCUGCUAGUAGGAGCCAAGGUCCAGACCACUCCUGCCACCUCCAUGCACUUGCCAGCAUUUUCCGUGUGUCCUGCCUCACAUGUCCUGCCUGGGAGUGCACAUCUGAUGACAAUUUCAUUGCUAUGAAGUUAAUCCCUGGGUCUACUCCAGCUCCUCACAGCAUGUAACAUAUGAGGAAGGGAAAGCAGGAGGGGUUUGUUUUUUCUUACAUCCCUGCAAGGUGCUAUUGUACCAGCAGCAGCUGCAGAACAACAUGCUUUAUUUAUUCCAGUCCUCUUUAUGGGACCUGUAAAUCCACACAGAGGAUUAGUCACACAAACCCUGAUACAGGUGUGCAGGCUCAGAAGGACCUUCUUCCAAAAACCUUUUCUUAACCACUACAGAUUUACAAACGAUCUCUGAGAAGCAGGAUGUGCUUAUUGACGACAGUGCUGCUCUUUGUCAGGACAUCCAUCCUCUGCCACCUUCCCUGUGGCUGAGGCUGCAGCUGUGUCACAGGAACGUCUGGGGUUGGAUUGACAAAUUGAAGCUUUCAGGUGUGUAGACACCUUUUUUCCUGUUAAGAUAGGAAAGCAAGGCAUUACUUUCUCUGCCUCUCCACAAGGGGAGUGCUGGUGUUAGCUGUGCUUUUUUUUUUUCCUUUUGUGUUUCCCAUACUCAGCUCCUCACUUCCUUGGUGAAAUGCAAUGCUCCUGCCAGGCUUGUUCAGCUGUUCCAUGUUCCGGUGUUUCAGGUCGUGGCUCCCCGGGAAGGACCGAGGGGCUGCUUUGCAUUUCUGUGUUCCCAUCCAGGGCACUGAGGGUAAAACACAUCACGCCUGAGGGAAAAAUUAUGUGUGGGGAGUUCCUGUAGUUACUGUGGGAACUGCAGCUCCAAGGCAGAGGUUGCUGAGGGUGCACCCAUUCCCUUUGGAAGUAAAUUCCCUCUCUGUGACAAGGGGAAUGCAGAGCAUGCCACAAUGGGCAGGGUGGGCAGCAAAGUGUGGGGGCUUCUGAAGGGAGGUUUCUCCCCAGCCACUGUUGGUUCCACUGAGCUACUGGCACUGGGGACAGCAGAUACAGCACCAGUCCACAUGGAUGAGAAUUUUUGGAAGUUGUUUUAGCAUUUCACUGUGCACUAAAAUCCCCCUCUCAUUCUCCCAGGUCACCUUGUACAGUUACAGCCCUGAAUAACAACCAGAAUGUUAGAAAGCAUUUUAGCCACGUUAUCACUCAGAUUCCUUGGAAAACAAGCCCCUCUGCCCCUCCACCUCAGAAUGGAGUAACAGCUGUGUUUUUCAAUCAGACCUACCCAUUGUGAGAGCCAAGCUGACUUUUCACCUUUCCUCCUGCAAUGAGACCCCAGGAAACUUGAUAAUUUUUAACUCAAGUCUCUGAUGCCAGCCAUGCAUUUAGGGAACCUGCCAUAGUGAUCAUUCUACAGCAGGGGAAGCUUAACACAAAUAAGUGUUUGGUGCAGGAAAGGAACUAACAGCCUUGAGAAUUAUUCUGCAUUAAGUAAAAAAAGACCAGGAACACCUUUGGUGUGGCCAGCACUAAGGUAUUUCAGGACCUUCUGUAGCAAUAAAGCAGUAUUAGCUGUGGCAGAUGUGCCACUGACUCCAAAUCCAUCCAGCAGGGACUGUGGAAACACGUCAGGGUGGAAGGGCAGCCUGCCCAGCAUAGCUUAACCACUGAAAGAUGAAGUAGUUGCAUUUCUUUGCCUCCUCUCUCUGCCAAGGCAACUGUACAUUGUUGCUAUAAAUAGACACUCUGGAUCCCAGCUUCUUUUAACCUUGGAGGGAGAGAGCUCAGCCACUGUACAAAAGGCUGCUGCCACCCAGAAAUGUCUCACUGCCACUGGAGCUCCUCCAGCCCACUCGGGUACAGCUGCCUGUGCUGCUGCCAAGGACGGAGAACACCCAGCAAACCCAGUUUGCCCAGCACACACACAAUGGGCUGCAUGUCCUGCUCACAGAAAAACUGCCCCAGCCGAGAAACACAAGUCAGAACGGGGUCAAACAGCCCAUGGGGGUGAGGACAGGGAGAGUCCUUGGUGCCUGCUGUGGCAAUUUGGAGAGAUAAAGACAGGAAGGCAGAAUUUGGGGUCUGACCCCUGUCAAGGUCACUGUUUCAGCUGUAAGGUCCGGCUGCAGCUCCCACUGGAGCAGGGAGCACAAAGUGCACAGGCAGCUCUCACUGCAGGCCUUUGCUCUCCUGUUCCAAAUGUAACACCUGGAGCUGUGCCAAGCUGGCCCUGCCAACACCAGCCACACCUAUUCCCCAUGUGGUGGGAGGAGAUUACAGACAGCAAGCCCCUAUCUUCUCCAAAUAACUGGCAGAUCUCGCAGAAGAAUAAAUGCUUCCCAUUCUAAGAACAAGAUUUUGAGUUGAGAGCUAAAAAAUGAAUUAAUGCACAGGACUGAAUUCUAAAAUUUCAGUUACAAGACGCAGUCACGUGGAUGCCCUGCAGCAGGAGCAAGCAGCUCCUGUGUUCCAGGCAAGAGCAGUGGAAUUGUGUGGUCAGGGCAGGACAAGCAGGCUCCCACCUUGGCAGCCCCCAGCCCUGCACGUGGCUCAAGGCAUUUCAGAGAUGUAUCCACCUUAGGAAGAACUCACAAGAACUGAGCAGAAUGUGUUUGUAGCUGGACACUUAAAGUGGUAUCACUAUGAUAACAGUGACAAGAGAGCAAGAGCAUUUGAAAUUCUCAUCCUUUAAUGGUCAAUGAUAACUUCUGUCUGGUUCUGUGUAAUACAAUUAAACAAUAUACUUAAAUGUUUCCCAAAAAAAAAAAAAAAAA
This is a messenger RNA of Hirundo rustica (Barn swallow), 5620 nucleotides long. It is a transcript of the gene DHRS7B, whose product is annotated as dehydrogenase/reductase 7B. Gene Ontology annotation, cellular component: membrane. Lineage: Eukaryota; Metazoa; Chordata; Aves; Passeriformes; Hirundinidae. The transcript is spliced from 7 exons. Gene Ontology annotation, molecular function: oxidoreductase activity. The coding region runs from base 868 to 1797 and encodes 309 amino acids. The record is from RefSeq and is a predicted model, not a curated record.